Hyaloscypha bicolor E is the source of this 1119-nucleotide messenger RNA. Its product is annotated as iron permease FTR1 family protein. Gene Ontology annotation, biological process: iron ion transmembrane transport. The coding region runs from base 1 to 1119 and encodes 372 amino acids. The record is from RefSeq and is a predicted model, not a curated record. Gene Ontology annotation, molecular function: ferrous iron transmembrane transporter activity. Gene Ontology annotation, cellular component: high-affinity iron permease complex; plasma membrane. Lineage: Eukaryota; Fungi; Ascomycota; Leotiomycetes; Helotiales; Hyaloscyphaceae. The transcript has 4 exons.
AUGACUGUCAACGUGUACUCUGUCCCAGUUUUCUUUAUUGUCUUUCGAGAGACACUUGAAGUUUCCAUCAUCGUCGCAGUCCUUCUUGCCUUCUUAAAACAGACUCUCAACGGCCCAAACCGUGAUGUCGCCGUAUACAGAAGACUGGUCCGACAAGUCUGGAUGGGCGUAGCCAUUGGGGUACUAAUUAGUCUGAUAAUCGCCGGUGCCUUCAUCGGCGUUUUCUACAAACUCGGCAGGAAUCAUUGGGCGCCCACCGAGUACUUCUGGGAAGGCUCCUUCGCCCUCCUCGCAUCCAUCAUCAUCACCAUAAUGGGCGCUGCUCUGCUCCGUAUCUCCAAGAUGCAGGAGAAGUGGCGGGUCAAGCUUGCAAAGGCCAUGGAGGCAAAGGCCGUGACAGGCGGGAGCUCAGGGGGCAGGUUCAAGCGAUGGUGCGAGAAGUAUGCUAUGUUUAUUCUUCCUCUGGUCACGGUUCUCCGCGAAGGUAUCGAGGCUGUUGUCUUUAUUGCUGGUGUGUCAUUCUCUGCCUCACCGACGUCGAUACCACUCCCUGUCGUUAUAGGGACCGUUGCUGGUAGUAUUAUCGGCUAUAUUAUCUACAAGGGCGGUGCAUCUGCAAAGCUCCAAUACUUCUUGGUCAUAUCAACUUGCCUCCUAUACCUCGUCGGUGCUGGCUUGUUCUCAAAAGCAGUUUGGUAUUUCGAGGCCCAGAAAUGGAAUAACGAGGUCGGAGGGGACGCUGCAGAAGUGGGCGUGGGUGCGGGCUCGUACGAUAUCACGAAGAGCGUAUGGCAUUUAAACGUAAGCAGCCCUUAUAUCAAGGGUGGCGGUGGCUGGGGUAUUUUCAACGGCAUUCUGGGGUGGCAGAAUUCAGCUACAUAUGGAUCGGUCAUCUCAUACAACAUCUACUGGAUCUUUAUCAUCGGUCUCUUCCUGUCGAUGAGGUAUAACGAGGUGAAGGGUCAUUGGCCAAUGAUGGGCGGUAAGAAGGUCGCUGGCGAGACCCGGCCUCAAGACGUCGUAAUCAACAUCACGGCUUCUGACAGUACUGGAAGUGAUAUUGCAGACCACGAAACUAGAGCGAAGACUGUGGCAAAGGUUUGCACCAUUGAUCUGUGA